Rattus rattus (black rat) is the source of this 390-nucleotide messenger RNA. RefSeq names its product 30S ribosomal protein S8-like. The record is from RefSeq and is a predicted model, not a curated record. NCBI's taxonomy places the organism in Eukaryota, Metazoa, Chordata, Mammalia, Rodentia, Muridae. Gene Ontology annotation, cellular component: ribosome; cytosolic small ribosomal subunit. Gene Ontology annotation, biological process: translation. Bases 1 to 390 code for a protein of 129 amino acids. Gene Ontology annotation, molecular function: structural constituent of ribosome. The transcript has a single exon.
AUGAUAACAGAUCCGAUCGCAAACACACUCUGCAUGAUCAACAAUGCCAUCAGGAGAAAGCACAAAGAAGUGUCUUUCUAUUCAUCAAAAAUGAUCAUUGCAAUACUGGAGAUCAUGAGAAAAGAGGGUUACAUAAUUGACUACAUCCAAAAGAAAACCCCCAACAACAUAGCCUAUGUAACUGUGUUUCUGAAAUACAAUGGAGAUUCGGCCAUCAGGGGUAUAAAGAGAGUUUCUAAACCCGGACACAGAAUCUACUGUAAAGCUAAAGAUCUGAUGACCAUCAUGAAUGGAAUGGGUACGGCCAUACUAUCAACCAACCAGGGGAUAAUAUGCGAGAAAACUUCCAAGAAGCUAAACAUAGGGGGAGAAGUUCUACACUACAUCUGA